AUGUCGUCAGACUUCUACUCCAGAGAUGAACUGGUGGAGACGGGGUUCAUCCCCCUGGACAUCGACAACGUCCAGAUUCUGCUGCAGGUGGAACAAGAACAGAUUCAGAAGAAGACCUUCACUAACUGGGUCAACGCUCAGCUGGCAAAGCGGAGGCCACCAUGCAUGAUCGUGGAUCUGUUCAACGAUUUCCGAGACGGCUCCAAGCUGUUGGACCUGCUGGAGGUGAUGAGCGGUCAGCGCCUGAGUCGGGAGAGAGGCCGGGGAAUGUUUCAGCACAGGAGCAACAUCGAGAAGGCCCUCUUAUUUCUGAAGAUGAAAUCGAUCAAACUAGUCAACAUAAACAUUCCUGACAUCAUUGAUGGUAGACCGUCCAUCAUCCUGGGCCUCAUAUGGACAGUCAUUCUCCAGUAUCAUAUCGAGGAGUUGGCCAGCAGCCUUUCGUUCAAUUCCCGUCAGUCCUCCAUGGAGUCCCUGGCCAGCCUGGACUCGCGCUCCACGCUUUCGAGCCGCUCGGCCAGCAGCAGUCCGGUUCCUCCUAGAGGCUCACCGCUGCACCGGCGCUUCAGGGUCUCUGCCAAAAAAUCCCUGCUGCUCUGGGUCCGGGAACAGUGCCACAAAGCCGGCUGCUCAAUAAACGUGAAAGACUUCAAAACCAGCUGGAGGAGUGGGGUGGUGUUCCUGGCCAUCCAGUACGCUCUGCGGCCCGACCUGGUGGAUCUGUCCAAAGCCAGAACCAGGAGCAACAAGCAGAACCUGGAGGAGGCCUUCCGCAUCGCCGAGAAAGAGCUGAAGAUCCCCCGACUGCUGGACCCUGACGAUGUGGACGUUCGAGACCCUGAUGAGAAGUCCAUCAUGACCUACGUGGCUCAGUUCCUGCAGUACUCCAAAGACAUGCCGGUGGCCGAGGAAGAAAUGCAGGCGACGACUGCUCAAAAGGCACAGGAAGUGACAUGCUGGUUGGUGCAGGCCUACGACGAGCUGCUGGAGGGAUGGGACUCCACCGAGGGAGAGAGCUACUCAGAGAGAUACCACGUCUUUCAAACCUUUCUGGUGUCCUUCAAUGAGCAGCGGCGUCCCAUCAUGCCGCUGUUGACAGCCAUGAGACGAACCCCGAAACUGAGCGAUGAGCAGCGGACUCUCAGAGAGGCGUGGGACUCGCUCACUGAAAAGCUGCGUGAAUACAAAGUGGAGUUGGACAUGAGUCUCCCGGCCCCCCUGGACACGGUGGCUCGCUGGCUGCUGAAAACAGAGAAGGCUCUGGCUGACGAGGAGGGCGACCCGCAGGAUCACGGCCGAGCUGCGGAUGAAGCCAAGGACAAACAGGAGAUCCUCAGAGUCUGUCUGGAGGAAAUGCCGCAGCAUGUGAGAACCUUCCAGUCCUUCCAGAACUUGGAUGAGUAUGCAAACAUGAUGGUUCCUAGUGACAAGAUGGAUGAAAUAAAGAGGAGGUUCACCAGUGUGAGAGUGACCGCUAAAUACCACGGGAUCAAGCUGGAGUACCGGGAGCACCGCCACACGGUGUUGGAUCUGUUGGGGCAGAUCAGGACCAAGCUGCGGGUUUGGAAGAGACCUUACAUCUCCCCCGAGGCUGUCAGGGUGUUGCUGCAAGAAUGGCAUGCAACUACAGAUUACCAAACCGUCAGUCAGCAGGUGAAGCAGCUGGAAGAAGAUACCGCCAUAGUGUUGGAAGAGGUGACCACAGUCAAGAGCAUCAUGGGAAGGGUCCUGUCCGCCUGGGACACCUACAGCGACGGAUUCAGCUCCCUGCAGGCCUGGCUGGAGCAGGGCUCUGCGUCACACAGCCAUGGCCCCAGACCAGAGGUGAUGCCUGAUGUAAUGGCUGAGUGGGGGUCCCGACAGGCCCACCUGAACGAGUUAGGUAACUUCCUGCUGGAGUCCACGGACCCUCAGACCAGCAGGAGCCUGGCAGAAGAGCUGCGCAGACUCAACAUGCAGUGGGCCGAGUUCUUCAAGAGAACUGCUCUCGACAGCGUGGCUGAACCCAGUGAUGAUGUUCACACUAGACCACAGCACAUCCAACCUCUGAUCAGAGAGGCCACUCUCCUUCUCAAAGAGCCUCUGGAGACAAUGGCAGGCCCCUUACGCACUUACAGAAAAAGAAUACAGUUCAUAAUGAGGAAAAUAAAAGAAGUGGAUCUUGCGGCUCUGGCUCCCUCCCCAGAAUGCCCAGCUGAUCAGUUACAGAAACUGAAGUUAGCUGUACCUGAAGUGAUGCAGACCUUGUUUGAGGCAGAACAGGUGUGUGCAGAGCUGCAGCACAGUGUGUCAGGGCUGGACAGUCGCCUGGCUGAACUCCUGCAUUGGGAAUCUGAGGCCCGGGAGCUCUACCAGCUGCUGAGGGCCGCAGAGCGACAACAUCAGCGGGGCCAGGACCCACGAGCCAGUGUUCUGAUUUCCCGUGGUCUGCAGCUGGAGGGUCAGGUGGUCACAGAGGAGCAGGACCUGCAGAUGAUGGUGAUGACGAGUCAGAAGAACUCUCCCAUGCAGUACCUCCAUGCCUCAGCCAUGCAGGACCGAGUGCGAGCCGCUGUUGCGCAGUCACAGGAAGCUGUAGGUAUGCUGAGCAGCCUGGGAGCCAGACGAGACAGAAGCAGAAGCCCUCCAGAAGGGUCUCCUCCAUCAAAACUACGCAGAAGCUGUGAUGCAGACCAGGACAAAGUCACCACCAGAAGUCCAGCAUCAGAUCUGGACAGAGACAACUUUACAAAAGCAGCAGCAGACUCAGGAACAUGGAUCGAUGCAGCAUGA
Messenger RNA from Eleginops maclovinus (Patagonian blennie), 2772 nucleotides. It is a transcript of the gene syne2a, whose product is annotated as spectrin repeat containing, nuclear envelope 2a. The record is from RefSeq and is a predicted model, not a curated record. The coding region runs from base 1 to 2772 and encodes 923 amino acids. Gene Ontology annotation, biological process: nucleus organization; nuclear migration; cytoskeleton organization. The transcript has 21 exons. Gene Ontology annotation, molecular function: kinesin binding. Lineage: Eukaryota; Metazoa; Chordata; Actinopteri; Perciformes; Eleginopidae. Gene Ontology annotation, cellular component: nuclear envelope; perinuclear region of cytoplasm.